AUGGCACAAUGGCUCUCGCCAUGCAAAUCCGCUAUUACAGCUGCACUCAGGCCCAAGAUAAUCCACAGCCAUGGCUUUUCUACAACCACGUCGCGGCGCAUCAUGGAGACCACCGGCUUCACUGAGAAUCAGUUGACUGUCCGGGAGGCCGUGUCGGCCAUUUGCUCGCAGUUUCCCAACACAUAUUGGCAGGAAAAAGACCAGCUGGAACAAGACCCCAAAGAGUUCCAUGCGGCGCUGGCCAAGGAUGGCUGGCUGGGCAUUGCGCUGCCAGAGGAGCACGGCGGGUCUGGGCUGGGCAUCUCCGAGGCCACCAUGAUGAUGCAGACCAUCACCGAGUCCGGGGCUGGCAUGGCGGGUGCCCAGAGUAUACAUGCCAACGUGUACGCCACCCAGCCACUCGCCCGCUUUGGCAACCGUGAGCAGCUCGAAAACACCAUUCCCAACAUCAUCUCGGGGAAAUGGCGAACGUGCUUUGGCGUCACCGAGCCCAAUACGGGUCUCGACACGUUGCGCCUCAAGACCACGGCCACCAAGCUCGGCGACGGUGGAUACAGCGUCACUGGCCAAAAGAUUUGGAUCACCUGCGCCCAGGUCGCCCGGAAGAUGAUGCUGCUGGCGCGGACCACGCCACUCGAAGAAGUCCAGAAGCCGAGCGAGGGCCUGUCGCUCUUUUGCAUCGACCUCGACCGGGACGCCGCCGGGUUGGACAUGCGCAAGAUCAAAAAGAUGGGCGGCCGCGCCGUGGACGCCAACGAGGUCUUUUUCGACGGCUACCGCAUCGGGCCCGAGACGCUCAUUGGGGCCGAGAACCAGGGCUUCAAGAUCAUCCUGCACGGCAUGAACGCCGAGCGCUGCCUGCUGGCCGGCGAGGCCCUGGGGCUGGGCUACGCCGCCCUGGCCAAGGCCGCCGCCUACGCCCGCGAGCGCGUCGUGUUCCAGCGUCCCAUUGGCAUGAACCAGUCCAUUGCGCACCCCCUGGCCGACGCCUACAUGAAGCUCGAGGCGGCCAAGCUGGCCACGUACCACGCGGCGCGGCUCUACGACAGCAGCCGGUCCGACAAGACGAUCCGGCAGGACGCCGUCGGGGUCGCGGCCAACAGCGCAAAGUACCUGGCGGCCGAGGCGGCGUUUACGGCGUGCGAGCGCGCCGUCAUGACGCACGGCGGUAUGGGCUAUGCCAUGGAGUACGACGUGGAGAGGUAUCUGCGCGAGUGUUUGGUGCCGCGUAUUGCGCCCGUCAGUCGCGAGAUGAUUAUGAAUUAUAUCAGUGAGAAGGUUUUACAGUUGCCCAGAAGUUAUUGA
Molecule: messenger RNA, 1305 nt
Organism: Pestalotiopsis fici W106-1
Lineage: Eukaryota; Fungi; Ascomycota; Sordariomycetes; Amphisphaeriales; Sporocadaceae
Exons: 1
Coding region: 1-1305 (434 amino acids)
Molecular function (GO): flavin adenine dinucleotide binding; acyl-CoA dehydrogenase activity
Source: RefSeq, a predicted model, not a curated record